AUAUUUGUAAUUUGUUUUUCUUUGCAUGUGGCUUUUAUGGAAUGUGAAGGAGCAGACAGUUGUUCGAAAUCUACACAGCACUGUCACACCAAACAUCACUCAGCAGCCACAGAUCCUGAAUUAGUUCAACACUGUACUGACAGUAGUGCAUACAGGUUUCUGUGCUCUCAUGCUGGUGUGUUUCUCUGUAAAAUGACCAACAUUUCUAUUGAGAUGAAAGGGAGUGGAGAAGUGCUGUACACAGUAGUGUCCUGGGACAAAAGUCAGUUGCAUGGCAUGAGCCAGUUCAUGCCUGCAGGGCCCCUGUAUAACAUUAACUGCUCUGACGAUUCAAUUCGUUAUCUGCACCUUCCACACUGUGAGAUACCUACUGAUAAAAAUGAGUUUGAACUGGCUGUGGCACAUUUCAGUGAGGGUAAUGUUGAGAUCAUUCAGGACCUGAAUAUAACAAGCACACACGUGAUUUUUGAAGUUCAUGGUCUCUCCAUCUUUGGCCUGUUAAAAAAAAGGAUCUUCUUAGAAAAGCCCAUCAAUGCCCAAGUCCUUCUCUUCUAUAAUGAAAAGCGCAAAAAACUGCACAUUCAUUUGCUGCCAGUAAAUGUGUCAGUUGAAGAGGUACGGAAAUUAAAUCAGUCCAACACCUACAUUCAGUGCAGCUCCCUAUGUCAGCUGACCCCUGGUAAAAAAUACAGACCACUCUGUGAGCCUUAUUCUUACCAGCCAAAGGUUGAGACAUUUGGCUGUGACUAUGGUCCUAACUAUCACCCCACAUUUGAGGUGAUCCUUAAUAACAAGGUUGAAGACCUCACAUUGGGUCUGUUGGAUGAAAGUGGCCAGGAGGUGUGGGAACCUCGUCAGAUCUUUAUUACAGCUGAGAGUAAAGAAGCAAGUCCAGCAGAAAAAGAUAAUGAUAAACACAGAGACAUACUCAUACAGAGAGUUUUUCCGGUAUUGGAAAUAGCAGACACUCUACUUACCAAGAAACUCAUCAGAGACGAACUGUGUAAUGAUAUCAAGGAAGCAACAACAUCACAGAAAAAAAUGAGGAUACUGUACAGUUGUCUUGACUCAGGAGGAAAAGCUGUGAAAGCAGAAUUCUAUAAAAUCCUUAAGCAGAAGCAGCCUGAAAUAGUGAAUGAUCUGGAUCCUAGAUCAAAUUAUGCAUAGAAGAUUAAAGACGAAUUUUACACAACCUGAAAUGUGAAUGUGAAAGUUAAGACUCAGGUAGUGAUUUAUAUAAGCACAUACUCAUUUUGUUAAUUUUGCUGGAAGAAUUCUGCAGAACACAAGCAAAUAUUUAUUGAUUUUUAUAAUGGAUGCACAUCAUAUACAUUUUAUACCAUGUUAUAUAAAAAUUAGCCAUUCAAAUAUUUUAACAUAACCUUUCCUUUACUUUGUAUUUUGUAUUUUAUUUAACAUAUAUCGGUGCAUUUAUGAGCUCUAUACUGUAUGUACAUUUACUGUAUGUAUUGAUAAAUAGACAUCUGUAUAGCCUAAAUAAAAUAUCUGCAAUUAAGUAUGCAGAAUGAAAAUGGGCUUAAAAUUAAAUGUGUUGAAAGUAAAUUAUGCCAAUUUAUGCACACACCCUAUUGCAUGCCCAUGCUUGAAGAAACCCAAAAGGCAUAAACAAUUAAAGUACUGUACGAUGUCA
Messenger RNA from Tachysurus fulvidraco (yellow catfish), 1651 nucleotides. RefSeq names its product NACHT, LRR and PYD domains-containing protein 1b allele 2-like. The record is from RefSeq and is a predicted model, not a curated record. The coding region runs from base 37 to 1167 and encodes 376 amino acids. NCBI's taxonomy places the organism in Eukaryota, Metazoa, Chordata, Actinopteri, Siluriformes, Bagridae. Gene Ontology annotation, biological process: regulation of apoptotic process. The transcript is spliced from 8 exons.